AAUCUGGCAGAAGUCAUGAGAAAUACAGUAACAGCAGGAAAAAGGAGGACAGAGGAGAAAUCCGAAGACAGAGUCAACGACAAAGGAUAUCUUCCACUAUAAUCUUCUCCAUUGGCUGUCCUCCUCUAGUCUUUGCAGCAUGAUCCUUCAGUCCCCAAAAUUUAGCUCCGUUAGUCCGAACUUGAAUCUUCAGCCAACCAGCAAGGUAAGUUCAGUCGCUAAAACUUGUACAACCCUAACAAAUAUGAGCAGAUGUUGCCAAGCAGGAGAUGACAAGUUCAAAGAACCGAAGGAAAACGGCCUCAAAGACAUUAAUACUGUCCACAGCAGUACAAGAUGCUCUUGCGUUAGCAGAAGACAACUCCUUCAGGCAUUUGGCACUGCUCCUUUCUCAAGUGAUCCUUCAUCUGCCUCAGAUUCACCUCCCAGCGAUCCCCUGGCUACGUUGAAAAAAGUUCGCCCUCCAAAGCCAGAUUGGUACGAGGAGUUAUAUGCGUGGGUUAUGGGGAAAUUCAAUAAACGUUACGAGGCUGAGAUUGCAGACUAUAAGUCUCAACUUUUUGCUAAUCUGAGAGGAAAGGCUAACAAGAUUUUGGAGGUUGGUGUUGGGACAGGUCCCAAUCUCAAAUACUAUGCAAGUGAACCAGGCGUUGAAGUUUUUGGUGCGGACCCAAACAUAAAAAUGGAAAAGUAUGCGCGGGCAGCAGCACAGGGUGCAGGCCUUCCGCUGACAAACUUUAAAUUUACACAAGCAGUUGCAGAGGCUCUGCCCCUUGGUGAUGCAUCUGUGGAUGCUGUAGUGGCCACACUUGUCCUAUGUUCUGUCAAAGAUGUUGACUUGGCGCUGCAAGAGAUUAUGAGGGUGCUUAAGCCAGGUGGGCUCUAUGUGUUUGUGGAACACGUAGCAGCAGAAGGUAAUAAAGAUGUACUUCCUAUUUGCGAUAAUAUGGAACAAGUCGGAGAUUUUUCCAAGGGAUUCUUGAUCCUUUGCAGCAGUUUUUUGCUGAUGGCUGUCACUUCACUAGAAAAACUGGAGAAGUUAUUGCUAAAGCGGGCUUCUCAUCAGUUGAACUUCAGCGGGCAUUUGUGCCUUCUGCCUCGAUAGCAAAUCCUCAGGUUUAUGGGAUAGCUCGCAAGUAGCCUAGAUUAAUGUUAUGCCACAUAAAAUAUUCCUGCUGCAAACCUUGGAAUAAUUAUUUGAAUACUGUUGAGUGUGUUUGGAUAGAGUACUAUUUGAAAUAUGCGUGUUUGGAUUGUAAAUUA
Molecule: messenger RNA, 1263 nt
Organism: Coffea eugenioides
Lineage: Eukaryota; Viridiplantae; Streptophyta; Magnoliopsida; Gentianales; Rubiaceae
Product: methyltransferase-like protein 7A
Exons: 6
Coding region: 140-1105 (321 amino acids)
Molecular function (GO): S-adenosylmethionine-dependent methyltransferase activity
Source: RefSeq, a predicted model, not a curated record